This is a messenger RNA of Trichoderma gamsii, 306 nucleotides long. RefSeq lists its product as hypothetical. NCBI's taxonomy places the organism in Eukaryota, Fungi, Ascomycota, Sordariomycetes, Hypocreales, Hypocreaceae. The transcript is spliced from 2 exons. Bases 1 to 306 code for a protein of 101 amino acids. The record is from RefSeq and is a predicted model, not a curated record.
AUGCGCCAUUGGUGGCGUGAGCUCUUUGUUUGGCCACUCGACGCUCGCUACUUGCUGGAGGCUGGAGAUUGGUGCUUUUUUUUUUCGCCUUCAGCAUCCGCCCAGCUGGCCACUCGCAGACGCCGUGUCGUUGCCCAGCGGGCUCGAGAACCGUCGAUGGAAUGGGGCCGAGGAGGGGUCCUCUGGCCAAGCGAGCGUUUGCGAGCAGUCAAAUCGCCGUGGGGCGAUGGCGCCAGCAGGCUAGUCCUUUGUAAAUGCGGGAGGCGAGGACCAGGGCGAGCAAGCAGACAGCGAUUUGGAGAUUGA